CUUGGCAGAGCUGGGGAACUUUCCCUUUGUGCUGAAACACAUGAAUCUCUUGCAUUCCUCCCACUUUUUGUUUUGCAAGGGCGGGGAGCUAAGGAAACAUUUGCUUUCGAAUGAACUUUCGAAUUAAAUUAGAUUUCUGGAGCAACCCGACAGUCCUCUUAACAUUCCUGCUUGGGUCGACGUUGCCAGGAGCAGAGAGAAAAAAAACAAGACCACCCAGGAGGAUCCAAUUUAAAACAUAACUCAGGCGAUCGGCGGUGUAGGGGACAGUGUUGUCGUUGCAAAACGUGAGAUGUCGCUGCCGAAGAUGUUUUCCCCUCAUUUCUGUCCCAAUGGUUGCAGAUGGCAGCGAUCCUGGGAGUUUUUGCCAUUGGAAUGAAGUGAUCCCUUUGGCUAUUUGAAUGGCGGUGAGCAGCAGUCAUGGACUGGCCCUCCUGUUCAAUCCGAGCCGUGCUGUCCAUCGCUUCCAGUGAGCUGCAGGUUUACCCCGGGUUACUGGCAGUCGCUGUGGUGCUGGGCUUUUUACUGGGAAUGGUUGGCGGAAUUCUUCUUUACACAUUCGUGCUGGAAUCCGCCUUGCAAAGGAAGGAAAUUUGUUCAAAUGGAUCUGAUGAUGAUUCCGACUCUGAGGCUUCUGAGGAUAGCCAAAGUUAUAGAAGCAAUCAAGAAAUAGUUGAAGAAAGAGGAGCUAAAGGCAGAGCUUCCCCUUUUCACGAAGAAAAUGAAACUUCAUUGAACAGUAAUAUAGCUGCUUUUGCACUGAAAGCAAGAGUCAUAUAUCCCAUUAAUCAAAAAUUCAGGCCACUAGCAGAUGGAUCAUCUCAUCCCUCUCUAUUAGAGGGCAUGAAGCAGAGAGAUCAGACCAAAAGAGCAAAAGAAGAUAUAGGGUCUGAGUUACAUGAUCAGAAGGACGAGAGAGAUUGCCAUUCCUUUCCACAGAAUUAUUCACCAACAGACCCAAUAACACGUGCUGAAAGUAACAUAGUUCCAUCGGUGACAUUCUUUUCUGAAGUACUAGUUUAUACAAGUCCUGAUGUAGAGCUUGGCCUGUACAGACUCAGUCUGCAAGCGUUGAGGCUUUUAGACACAGAACUACGUCAAGAAAAGUAUAUGAUGUUUCUUCAGUUACUAAGAAUCCAGCUCAAUGAUUUAUACUUGAAGGAGAAAAUAGAGGAGAAGUUUUACAGAGAUUUUCUUUCCAUACAAGAAAAGGAACUGGAAAAGCUGGAGAAAACAGAGCAGCCAAUGUUGCCUGGUGUAGCCAAUAGAAAAGCUUCUGAACAUCAUUAUACUUUGGAGGAAACUGAAAGAGAUGAAUGCAACUACUUGCAAUAUACCAUUUGCCAGUUCAGUGGAUUCCUCCAACAAACUGAAAGUACCCGCUUCUUCCUCUUGACUCAUUCCACGCUCCCUAAGGUCACGGUACAGGAGAUAAUGAGGAACAUAAGUGAAAAAAUGUUGCAGGUGGAGAGUCUGCUAACUGACUGCCUUACUUUUCAAGUCACGGUUAUUCUGGAUAAGCUGUUGCAUUGGGAGUUCAUGGCAAAAAGCCUUCAUUCCUUGAAGUGGAUUUUGCAGCAAGAAAACAAAGACAAAUUGAAGAUGGUGACCUCAGUGCUGAACAUUCUUGCCAGCAAUGGUGAAUUGGCUUUUUGGCAAAAAGAAGAGAUUUUAGCCAGACUACAAAGUUUUGUUCAAGACAGUGUGGACACAUACAUCAAUGAAUGUGCAAAACAAACUAAAGAGCUCAUUUUGGAAAUGAAGAGAAGACACAGAACUUUGGUGAAGCAACUUGAAGAGACACAAAGACAAGAAACAAUUAAUCUGAAAGAACGGGCAAGACAAAUGCUCGAUCCUACUGAGUUUAUUCAGAGUUUUCAUGAGCUUACAGAGCGGCACAGGCAGAUACGCUGUGAUGUGGAGGAUGAAGAGGAUCAUAAUGAUGUCAAGGCUGUUACUGAGCUAUGGGAGAAUCUGCACUCUGCCUCAUCAUGGGCCCUGGACAAAGUGAUCAAACAGCUUUUCACAGAAACCCUACCGAACCUUACUGGAGUAUCUUUUUCUGCAUUGGAAACUCUGAGAAGCCGUCUGCAGCAAGAUCUGACAGCAAGGAAACAGGCAACAGAAGAAGGAAGACAGCAGCAUUUGAAACAGCUCCAAGGAAAACUGGCCCAAAUGAAGCAGGUAUGGCUAGACGAGCAAGUACUUAACUCGGUGAGGCAGAAACAUCUGGUUGAUAAGCAGGAGAAGAUCAUUCAAGCUUUCCUACUGAGGCAGAGUGGCCUAGAUGAGAAGGUUUCUAAACAUAUUAUGCUGGAGCACAAGGUAGCUUUACAAUCUAUGGUUAGACAGCUAACUCUGAGGCAGCUUAGUCUAAUGAUACUCAAAGAAAUGAAGCUUUUUACGACAAAAUGUCUGCUAGAUGAACUUGGAGAACAACGGUUGAAGGAAUCACCUAUUUGGGAUCAGCAUGAAGAUGAGAACAUGAAGCUGCAGGAUAAUCUGAUGUCCAAAUUCUCAGAAGAACAGGAGAAGCUGUGUCAAGAGGCCGAAAUUCUCAUUCACCAGCAACUUGCUGCAGAAUCCCAGGCAUUCAUGGAUUUUUUAGGACAUCACAUGGAACAGGUGAUUGGUCAUGUUCUGACCCAACAAGCCAGAGUGCACUCCCUAAAGCAGAACCAUGAUGACAACACAGAGAAACUUAAGAAUCUAUUAGUACAGAGAGCAACUGAGAGUGUCUAUGUGACCAUGGAAGGUGUAACCCAUCUUAUCCAGAAUUAUUACCAACAGUUGGAAGAAAUCAUGGAGGUGUACAAAAAAGACAAAAAGAAUCAGCUGAGGCUCUUGCAAGAAACAUUUAAAAGACAAAAACUUAGUGAGGAGAAGGCUUUGGAGGAUAACCUUAAUACAGACUUAGUCAAUGUGAAGACAAUUCUUCUUCUACCAAGAAGAAUUCAGUACCAAUUGGUGCUACAGCAGAAGAGGACUAGAUCCAUGUUGUUGCUUGAAGAGGAGACACAUAUGGAGUUCCUAAAGCAGAGGGCUGUGCUGCUUAAUCAGCUCAAGGAGCAGGUUGAUAAACGUUUAAAGAAGGCAGAACAAACAUUCAUGUCCCAACUUGCUGCUUUAGCCAGAGUUUCCCACGCAGAUUGGAAGACUCUGGAAGAGAAAUUCCUUUCAGGAGCUAUAAGUGGAACACGUAAAAGGAAGGAACUCAGAAAUACCCUGUUUGCACAUCAAGCUGAAAGUGAUGCCAUAUGAAAGCAGUGACAGAAAUAAAAGUCUGACCUUUGAGCUUUGGUAAUGCUCCACAAGAUGCUUUGGCCCUUUAUCCAUGUCUCACCAUGGUGAGAACUAAAAUGGUUAUUCUUUGAAGCAAACACAGGUAACUUCUCAGGAAAAAGGCAAGACACAAAACCUAACAAUUAUUCAGAUAUGUGGAAUUAGUGACCAUGCAGGACAGAUGGUGCUACUGAGAAUAUGUCAUAUGCUGUAAGGAAACCAUUAAUAGGGCAAUAAAAGUUACCAGUAUUUGUUUCUACAUGAAAAAAUAAACCAUUAAUUCUUGAAACUUUUGGAAGGUAACUUGUGCUGAAAAUGUAGGGACAACUUUCAAGAGGUUGUUCAUUCUGUGCAUGACUAUUAAAGUUUUAAAUAAUGCCAGACUUCAGAGUGGAAUUUUUAUAAGCUGUAAUUUAAGUAGUUGCAAUGACUGUCGCUUUUUUAAUUGUUCAUACUGAGAGCUCAAGAAACAAAACUUGUUCAUAUAAAUAAGUAACAUACCAUGAAAGAUUUGUUCAAGAUUGGAGUGAUGCUCCAAUAAAAGUCCUGAAUUUAGAAUGCUUUAAUAAAAGAUUAUGGUUAUCUACACACAGUAUUGUUGCAGAAAUACUUGCUAAAGGAAAGAUGCAAAACUGAAAGGAUUAAACAUUUUUAUUGCCAUAAAAUGUACUUCCUAAACAGCUGUAUAGCACCAGUCAACAGGAAUGUUUCAAAAAUCUGAGAGUAAAUAAUGUCUUGCUAUAAAGUUAUGAACAUUGAUGUUUUCUUCUGCACUUUGAUUGAGAUUGUUUUUAUUUGAUUAUGUUAGGCUGUGUUUUGCUGCUGUUUUUUGAUAUAUGUUUCUUGUUACAGAAUACCAGUUAAUUCACAUAUUGAGAAAUGUAACAUUGUUGUAUUAUAGCAUGUUUUCCCCUCUGAUUUUAGGUUAUUUCUUCCCCCUUGUCUCCUGAGGAGAUGAUAAAGUGUUGAUUAUGUUAUGCUGGAAAAUAUCCUUUAAAAUGUAAUAGCAGCUUUUAAAUGAUUUUUUUAUAGUUUAUAUUUAGGUGAAAUUUCCAUGCACUCUCAUUCCUGUGGGUAUAUAUUUAAAAUGCAUGUGUGUCUGGUGUGUGUUUUGUCAGUCACGGGUUGGAUGUCAUUACUGCCAGCCUAGCAAGGAGCCACCAUUUGGUCCAAUGUGUCUGUGCCAGCUCUUUUGAAAGAACUAUCCAAUUAAUGCCAAUCCCCUAUUGUUUUUAUUUGUACCUCAGCAAUUUAUUUUCUUUAAGUAUAUAUUGACUUCCUUUUUAAAGGUUGAUAUUGAAUCUGCUACCACCACUCUUUCAUGCACUGAAUGCCAGAUAAAUAAAUGCAAAUAAAUUACUGUUCUUCAGUAGUUCAAAUUUUUUUUAAAAAUAAGCAAUAAAAUUACAACCUAAUAGGUACAAAUUCAGCUGGGACAAAAGCCACCAUACACAAAAAUUAAAGACUACCAAUCAAAAAAUGGAGUUACCCCCCCCAUCUACAAAUAAGACAAAUUCAAUUAAAUUGAUGAGCACUUACUAUUGGAAAUAAGAAUAAGGACAUUUAAAAAAUUACUGAAUUUAUGAGAUCAUUAUUCAACUCGCCUUAAACAUCAGCACUUUGUGUUAGGAAUGUCUUUCACACUGCUUUCCACCAGAGGCCUGUGUGAGGAGCCUGGGCCGGAACCUAUAGCCAUCACUUAUUUAAAGAAACUAAUUAACACAAUAGUAUCCACUUUCCAGCAUGUAUCUGUGUCUACAACUGCUUGAUAUUUUUAAGAUUGGCUAACAUUCGCAGAGCGUAUCAGGACUUGCUGUUUAUAAGUCCUGCCCCACCAGUAGAAAAUUACUGAGAAUGUAAACUCACAAGGAAACCAUUAAUAGGGCAAUAAAAGUUACCAGAAUUUGUUUCUACAUAAAAAAAUAAACCAUUAAUUCUUGAAACUUUUGGAAGGUAACUUGUGCUGAAAAUGUAGGGACAACUUUCAAGAGGUUGUUCAAUUUGUGCAUGACUAUUAAAGUUUUAAAUAAUGCCUGACUUCAAAGUGGAAUUUUUAUAAGCUGUAAUUUAAGUAGUUGCAAUGACUGUCUCUCUUUUAAUUGUUCAUACUGAGAGCUCAGGAAACAAAACUUGUUCAUAUAAAUAAGUAACACCCUGUGAAAGAUUUGUUCAAGAUUGGAGUGAUGCUCCAAUAAAAGUCCUGAAUUUAGAAUGCUGAAUUUAGAAUGCUGAAUUUAGAAUGCUUUAAUAAAAGAUUAUGGUUAUCUA
Messenger RNA from Carcharodon carcharias (great white shark), 5550 nucleotides. Its product is annotated as ellis-van Creveld syndrome protein-like. Lineage: Eukaryota; Metazoa; Chordata; Chondrichthyes; Lamniformes; Lamnidae. The transcript has 21 exons. The record is from RefSeq and is a predicted model, not a curated record. Bases 421 to 3261 code for a protein of 946 amino acids. Gene Ontology annotation, biological process: smoothened signaling pathway.